UAUGGGGUCAUUAAGGGAUGGUGUUGAGGUUAAGGAGUUGGUCGUUCGAUCGUGUCUUCCUUUUUUAGAAUAAUUAGAAAUUACUUUCUUGUUCAAAUCAGUGGUUGAAAGAUGAGUGAAUUUGUGGAAGAAGGUGUCGAAGGUUUGCUUUCUGUUUUCGAGACGUUAAGAGAUGUCCAGUUGCUGUCACCGACUGAAAUUGAUGCAUUUAUCAAACGCUGUCAAUUUUUUGAGUAUCGUCUUCAGAAGCCUCAUAAAGAUCCAUCAUCGUUCAAAGGAUACACCGAUUAUUUGCGAUCGACUAUGAAGCUUAUUCGGAUGCGACGGAAAAGAAUCAAAUACAGGUUGAGGGAGGAUGAAAUUGAAGGCAAGAUGUGUGUCAAGGUUGCCAACCUGCUUUGGGAAUGUUGUGAACGUUUCCGGGGAAGAAUAGAGGGUUGGUUUGAUUUAAUCGAGUUUUUGAAGAAGAAAAAAAUGUACAUCCGAUGCAGUAAAGCGUAUUUGCGUGCAUUGCAGAUCUUUCCAAGAGAUUCCACUUUACGAAUUCAUGCGGCCCGAUUUGAAUACUCAGUCGAGCAUAGGAUAGAGUGUGCACGUUGUAUAAUGCAAGAGGGAAUACGUUUAAACCCUACGGAAUGCAAUUUAUGGACUAAUUUUGUUCACUUGGAAUUAGAUCAUGUUAAAUGGUUGAUUACUCGAAAAAGUAUAUUGACCGGGAAAGGGUAUCAUUUACCAUGUACCGAAGAAAAGGAACUACAAGUUGCAACUGAAGCCCAAAAAAAUCGGGCAAUGAAGGUAGAUAUAAAUGAAAAAAGUGGACAGGAUGCAGUAUUGGGUCUUCGAGUCGUUGAAACGAUCACUAAUGAAGCCUUGAAAUGCUGCGGUUCAGGGCAAAGUGCAUUGCUGCUAAAUUUCUGGAGAACUGCGAAAAGAUACGGUUUGGUGGCCCAUCGUUUGGCAGAAAAAUUGUAUGAUAUGUUAUGGACUCCGAAGUACAAAAGCGAAGAAAGUUGGAUCGCAAAAUCAGAAUUAAUGAAUUACGAUCAAUAUUCUCUCUACGAGUUGCUGGAUAAAGCUUGUGAGGAUAUACCAACUGAAAGGAUGCAUCGACAUUAUUUAACUCAUUGCCAAAGACAUUAUUCAUAUGAUCGUGAUCCGGAUGCAAAAGAGAAGUUUCGUGAACAGCUUUUCUGGUUGAUCAGUAGGGGAUAUGGGACAAGUAUGGAUGUUAGAAAGUUCAAUCUACUGGUAGAAAAUCCUGAAGAAAAGGAGAAAGUUUUGAAUGAAGCAGUGAAAAACAAUCCGGGGAAUGCAUUUUUAUGGAUGAUGUUACUGCAAUGCAAAAUAAAGUUUAACCCGACAGAUAUUGAAGCGAUACGUAAAUUGUUCAAUAAAGCAACACGAGAAGCAUAUGAUGAAAGUCAUGGUCUUGCUGGCUUGUACAGAGUAGCGAUUGAUUGGGCGCAUCAAUAUUCAGAAGGUGAUGUGGAUGAUUUUUUCAGACGAGCUGCUUUUCGUACAGCACCGAAAAUUGCGUGUGAAAUGCGAUGUGUUCGCUUGAAUUACCUGGCAUCUGUUUACCAUGACAAGCCCAAUAAACUCAGGGAAGAAUAUUUCCUAUUUGCGAAACAUCCUCCGAAUAGUAUUGAUGUUCAUCGAACAUUUAUCAAACAUGAAUUGGAAUCAAUGCAAAUGUCAGUCGGAUUGAUCGCACAAGCUUAUGAGUUAAUGACUGUGGAAUUUGGAAAACGAACGCACGAGUGUUGGAUUGAAUAUGCGAGCUUUAUGCUGAAAUAUGACCCACUCACUUUGCAAACAAUUCAUAGGCGCGCUAUGGCUUCAUUGGUACCAAAUGAAAUCGAACCAUUUCUGGCAGCUUACAGUAAUUUAUUGCGAAAUGCUGCCAGUAAUUAUACUGGAUCCGAUUCUGAUUCGGAAAAGGAUGUAGAAGAUGUUGAUCUUAUUGAGGAUGACGACGAUGACGAAACGGAAGCUGCAACCAAAACUUUUGAAAAUUUCCAGCAAAAAAGUUCCAAUGAAAGAACCUUAAUUGAAAAGUCCCCCUAAGUAACUAACCAGGAGGCUUAAAUAGAAUGUAUGACAACUCCACCAAAAGAUUGCAAUGCAUUUGAAGUGGAUUUUCUUCGUUGAUUUUUGCGGUUAUGUUGGCUGAAUUAGUAAAUAAUUCUAUGAUUUAUUUAUCUAUAGGGCCCUGCAAUCAUAAAAUAUACCUUUAUUAAUCGUACUUGG
Loa loa (African eye worm) is the source of this 2250-nucleotide messenger RNA. Its product is annotated as hepatocellular carcinoma-associated antigen 66. Gene Ontology annotation, molecular function: snoRNA binding; protein binding. The record is from RefSeq and is a predicted model, not a curated record. Gene Ontology annotation, biological process: maturation of SSU-rRNA from tricistronic rRNA transcript (SSU-rRNA, 5.8S rRNA, LSU-rRNA). The coding region runs from base 112 to 2067 and encodes 651 amino acids. The transcript has 13 exons. NCBI's taxonomy places the organism in Eukaryota, Metazoa, Nematoda, Chromadorea, Rhabditida, Onchocercidae. Gene Ontology annotation, cellular component: small-subunit processome; Pwp2p-containing subcomplex of 90S preribosome.